UCCGCCGUGACGUCACCGCCAAUGAGCGCCUUCCAAAUAACAACAUGAUGGCCACGCUAUGCAGGUCCGUGGCAUUGGCUGUUUUACUGACAUUGGUCUCGGCUGUUGACCGAGGCAAUUUCAAAAGCUGCCAGCAAAGUAGUUUCUGCAGACGACAUCGUGCUGUGAAACCAGGGGAAAGUCCAUAUACACUCCUCACUGACACAGUGACAGUAAAUGAUGCAGGACUAGUAGGAGAUGUCAUUAAUGAAAAUAAUAGAAUUGUUUUUACUUUAGAAAUAUACCCUCUAAAGGAUUCUACUGUGCGCAUUAAAAUAAAUGAAAAAAAUCCUAUCAAGCCCAGAUUUGAGGAUCCGUAUGCCUUAGUAAAGGAUAUUCAUGGAGAAAGCUUUGAGGUUGUUGAUCAAUCUGCUCAAGGAGUGACCGUCAAAUUUGGAUCACAUCGUGCUGUUGUAAAUGCAAAACCUCUGAAGAUCGAUAUCUAUAAUGGCAAUGAUCUUGUGGUGAGCACAAAUGCUCGGGGACUUCUCAAAUUUGAACACUACAGGAAUAAACCUGGAAAUGAGGAACGCCUGCAGAGGAGAGGGAGAGCCCAACCCCUUCCAGCGACGAUCAGGAGGAGGAAAAGGAGGGUUUUGGGGGAGGAGUCCUUCAAGGGCAAUGACACAAAGCCUUUUGGCCCCGGCCUGUGGGAGGAUAUAUCUUUGUCAACCCAAGCAGUUAUGGAAUACCAGAGAUGCGGACUCUUCUCUUUGAGAAAAACCAAGUGGGAGCUGGGUGAUGACUCUCGUGGUCCCCAGCCCCCACUGUUACUACGCACCAUCACCUGCGGCAAUGACCCUACCGUUGUACAAUUGGAUGUUUUGAAUAGAAGUGGACAAACCCAGGUCUAUAUUGUGAAUUAUGGAGAAGGCAUAGACAAAUCUUUUUGCUUCUUAUUACAGAAAUUGCCAGAUAGCAAUGUUGUGUCUUCCAUCACUGGUUUCUUCUCCAGUGGAGAGACUGACCCUCCACAGGUAUCUACACAUUGGUUCUCCGAGUCUGGCAUCAUUGACGUGUUUGUCAUGCUAGGACCAAAACCCAUGGAUGUCUUCAGACAGUAUGCAGGUCUUACAGGAUCUCAGAACCUUCCCCCGCUUUUUAGUCUGGGAUAUCAUCAGUGCCGCUGGAACUACAAUGAUGAAGAGGAUGUACGUCAAGUGCAUGAAAACUUUGACAAACAUGAUCUUCCUCUGGAUGUGAUGUGGUUAGAUAUUGAACACACUGAUGGGAAAAGGUACUUCACAUGGGACCAUUACAAAUUCCCGAACCCAUUGGAAAUGACGGCCAACCUCACUGCAAGAGGCCGCAAACUUGUGACCAUUAUUGAUGUUCAUUUCAAACGGGACAGUAAUUAUUUCUUUUAUAAAGAAGUUCAUGAUCGAGACCUUUUUGUUCAUACAAAAGAUGGAAAUGAGUUUGAUGGUUGGUGCUGGCCAGGUUCUUCAUCCUAUAUUGAUAUGACUAAUCCGGAUGCGCGAGAACACUACAGUGACACUUACCGACUUGAUCGAUACAAGGGUUCCACCUUGGAUACAUUCACAUGGAAUGACAUGAACGAACCCUCUGUCUUCAAUGGACCCGAAAUCACGAUGCCCAAAGACAAUUUACAUCCUGGCAUUGGGGUAGAACACAGAGAAAUUCACAAUGCAUAUGGAAUGCUGUUUCAUGAAUCAACUUAUGAAGGCCACAUGAAAAGGUCGGACAGACGCUUGCGACCCUUCAUUCUCACGCGCGCCUUCUAUGCUGGAACACAGAGAAGUGCAGCUGUGUGGACUGGUGACAACACAGCUGAAUGGAGUCAUCUGCGCAUAAGUCAGCCCAUGUUGCUGUCUUCUGUUACAGGGAUCACUCAUGUUGGUGCUGAUGGGGGCUUCUUUGGUAAUCCUGAUGUUAACCUGCUUGCUCGAUGGUAUCAGAUCCCUGUAUUCCAGCGAGGUGGAAGUAUUAUUCCUCGUAAGGACAGACCCCUUGGGUUUGAUGGGAAGGCACAAGGCACACUAUACAUAGAUGAUGAACACACUUUUGAUUACAGACAGGGGAAAUUCUUGUACUUGGCUUUCUCAUAUGAAGAUGGUGUUUUGACCUCAAAGAAGAUUGAUCCAAAUGGAAGCUAUGAUACUGCAUCCUGGCUAGAACGAGUUAUCGUCAUAGGACUCCACAAGCAAGCUACAAAAGUAUCAGUCAAUAGUGCCACAGUGGGCACCCGGGACUUGGAAAGCACGUUUGAAAGUGGAAGUGCCACACAGGGAAGCCAGCAAAACCAACGCAAACCGGAGUCAGUUGAUGUUACAGAUGUGAACUGUGAAGAAGUUCAGGUUCCUACAGGAAUGAGAGAUUUGAAUACUUUAUGGAAGUUCAACUUGGACAUAGUCAAAAUAUAUUUGGAAGGGGAAAAGAUUAUACCAGUGGUUUUCAGGCGGUGGUCCCUUGAGACUGGUAUCCUGGAAAAAAAUUACCCCAAGGGGGCUCUUAGUCAUCGAUCAUGA
Messenger RNA from Penaeus monodon (black tiger shrimp), 2528 nucleotides. Its product is annotated as neutral alpha-glucosidase AB-like. NCBI's taxonomy places the organism in Eukaryota, Metazoa, Arthropoda, Malacostraca, Decapoda, Penaeidae. Gene Ontology annotation, biological process: carbohydrate metabolic process; N-glycan processing. The record is from RefSeq and is a predicted model, not a curated record. Gene Ontology annotation, molecular function: alpha-glucosidase activity; carbohydrate binding.